AAAGUGUACAGUUCAACAGCGAUACGGAUUAAAUUAACAAACAAGCAAGUAGAAUAUGCCACAGAUACGGAUUGCUCCCAAGGAGGAGGCUGUGGAGGAGGAGGAGGAGGAGGCGAAGUCAAAGUUGCCGAAGGAGCAGUGGGGCAAUGGUCUGGAGUUUCUAUUCUCCUGCAUCUCGUUGUCUGUCGGCUUGGGAAAUAUCUGGCGUUUUCCCUACAUUGCCUUUCAAAAUGGCGGCGGCACAUUUGUGAUACCCUAUCUAAUAGCACUGCUGGUAAUUGGACGACCUGUAUACUAUUUGGAGAUCUCUUUGGGUCAGUUUCGUGGCGGCGGUGUUCUGCGCGCCUUUGAUCUGGCGCCCAUACUAAAGGGCGUGGCAGCGGGUCAGGUGCUGGCCACGGGCGCCUCCAUAACCUACUACUCAAGCAUUAUGGCGCUGACACUGCGCUUCCUAUUCGCCUCCUUCAGCACGGUGCUGCCCUGGAGCGACUGCCGCGAAAGCUGGGGUGACGAUUGCCACAAUGGCAGCGCUGCCCCUAAUGCCACUGGCAAAAUGUCACCUGCUCAACUGUACUUUGAGCGUGAAAUACUGCAUGAGCUGCACAGCAUCGAGGAUGGUCUGGGUGCGCCCAAUUGGGAGUUGGUUGCCAGUUUGGCCGUUGCUUGGCUCAUCAUUGGCGGUGUUCUGAUAAGGGGCAUCAAAAGCAGCGGCAAAGCCGCCUACUUUCUAGGCGUGUUUCCCUACGUGGUGUUACUGAUUCUGCUGGUGCGAGCACUGACGCUGCCUGGUGCCUGGGAUGGCAUUGUGUACUUCUUUAAGCCACAGUGGAGGGAGCUGCUCAAUCCGCUCGUUUGGUAUGCAGCUGUUACCCAGGUCUUCUUCUCGCUGGCCAUUUGCUUUGGUACACUGAUAACCUAUGCGUCCUACAACAACUUUAAUCGGAAUGUAUACAACGAUAUUGUAAUCAUUACCACAAUGGACUCGUGCUCAUCAAUAAUUGCCGGCUGCAUUACCUUUGGCAUUUUGGGCAAUUUGGCCAAAGAGACGGGCAUUACGGAUAUUGGCAGCGUGAUGAAGGGCGGCACCGGUUUGGCUUUCAUUUCAUAUCCGGACGCGAUUGCCAAGUUCGAGUAUGUGCCACAGAUGUUUGCGUUCCUUUUCUUCCUAAUGCUCUUUGUCCUAGGCAUUGGCAGUACCGUUGGCAUGGCCGCCUGCAUCCUGCGCGUCAUCCGUGACCAAUUUGGCCAAAAUGCGGGUCCCAGCUGGGCACUCGCUGGCGGCCUCGCUGCCCUGGGCUUUGGUCUGAGCAUCGUAUAUGUGACACCCGGUGGACAGUUCAUUGUCAAUCUAGCCGAUUCCUAUGGCGUGUCCUUUACCGCACUAAUACUGGCCAUUGGAGAACUGCUCGCCGUUGCCUGGUUCUAUGGCUUGCGACGCUUUUGCGCUGAUAUCAAGUUCAUGAUGGGCAUCGAGACAGGAUGGUACUGGCGCUUCUGCUGGGCCUACAUCACGCCCGGACUGAUGACCGCUGUGCUGAUUUAUAUGCUGCUCAACAUGAAUAAACUUACGUACAAACGUGUCGAGUAUCCACAUAGCGCACACGUCUUUGGCUAUUGCUUGGCUUCAAUUGGCUUGUUGCAGCUGCCUGGUUGGGCUUUGUAUGCUUGGUACAAGCAGCCUAGAACAUGUGGCAGCUUAUGGAUGCGUCUACGCGCUGCCUGCCAACCAGACGAUUCCUGGACACCCGCCUGUGGACAGUUGCCACAGGAAUGAAAAUUGCUAUUGGCUGAUGCUGCGUAUACGUUAUGUCUCAAGUGCAUCUGCAAGUGUUUAAAGUAGAUUGUGUACAACUGAAUAAAUGAUGUGAAUAAGCAAACUUUAAACAGUGGCCACAAAAAAUAA
Molecule: messenger RNA, 1903 nt
Organism: Drosophila grimshawi
Lineage: Eukaryota; Metazoa; Arthropoda; Insecta; Diptera; Drosophilidae
Gene: List
Product: sodium-dependent nutrient amino acid transporter 1
Exons: 7
Coding region: 56-1774 (572 amino acids)
Biological process (GO): sodium ion transmembrane transport
Cellular component (GO): membrane
Molecular function (GO): L-amino acid transmembrane transporter activity
Source: RefSeq, a predicted model, not a curated record